AGUGGAACAGCUUCAAAUCAAAACAAUCUUUUUGUUUACAUUUAACUUUUAGUUUUUUUCUUUCUAAUUAGUUGAUUGUUUUACUUAAUUAGUGAAAUUUAUGUCUUCGAGUGGUAAUGGUAAAGUUUUACUCUAUUUUCUCAAAAAUAGUGGACAAUCAGCGAGAAUUAUCCUUGGAUUAAGAGGAAAUGAGGAUCUCUCUCGUCACCUUGUUUGGACUCUACAAAACCGAGUGACCAACAAUGCGCUUGAGGUCAGUUCUCAGUUGAAUAAGAUACUGACCACAUCAAGUGAGUUACCGAAAGUACCGAAAACAGAUGAGAUACUUGAAAAGGGUGCGGUUGUUGCCAAGGGUAUUCAAAGGUUUGUAUCACUUGGUUUAGAAAAUGCCAAAGGUAAUUUAGCCCAAGGAUCGGAAAAAGUAUCUUCAAUGGUCAAUCAAGCAGUCGAAACUGUUGUUCAAUCAAAAGAUGAAAUGAUCAACAAACAGCCAAUUGUUGAUGAUAAAUCAACUGAUUCUCCAAUAAUUAAUGAAUCACUUGAUCCUCAGCCAAUUAUUUCAACCAAAGAAGUAAAAAAAGCAAAACCGAAACUUGGACCUUUAAAGUUGCCAGAGGGCAAAAGGUUAAACAUCAAAUUACCAGAGAGACAAUCAUUAAGUGACCGAUCCAAAGAAAGUAAAGUGCCCGCUUCUCGAAUCUCAAGAAUGGUCUCUUUUGGAGGUCUUGCCGCUAGUUUAGGUUAUGGAGCAUUGAAGCAGAUCACUAAGAAGAGAUUGGGGUUCGAAGAGCAAAGCGCUACAACGAAGCGAAUGGAUUCUUUCAUCUCUGAAGAAAUGGCCCAGAAAAUUGUUGAUACACUUUGUAAAACUCGAGGCGCUGGACUUAAAAUUGGACAAAUGUUGAGUUUGCAAGACAAUGCAAUCGUUGAUCCUAAAUUACAAUCAAUUUUUGAAAGAGUUCGUCAAGCAGCCGAUUUCAUGCCCGCCAGUCAAAUGGAGCAAGUAUUGAUUAACGAAUUGGGUGUUGAUUGGAGGGACAAGAUGCAAUCAAUGGAUCCAAAGCCAUUUGCGGCUGCAUCCAUUGGUCAAGUGCAUCGGGUUAUCCUCAAAGAUGGAACCGAGGCUGCGAUGAAGAUCCAAUAUCCAGGAGUAGCUGAAAGUAUCGACAGCGAUAUAAAAAAUUUAGUUUCCAUCUUGAAUCUUUGGAACGUGUUACCUGAUGGCCUUUUCAUUGACACAAUAGUUAAAGUUGGACGGAAGGAGUUGAUGUGGGAGGUUGAUUAUGAGAGAGAGAUCAUAUGUACAAAGAAAUUUCGUCAACUGAUGGAGCCAUUUUUCGAAGAUGAAGGAUUUUAUGUUCCAAAGGUCAUUGAUGAUCUAUCAACUAAACGUGUGUUCACAUCUGAAUUAAUUCAAGGUAUUCCUGUGGAUAAAUUAGCUGACACAGCGGAGAUAACACAAGAAGUUCGUAAUUCAGUUGCACGGCGACUUCUUCGUUUAUGUUUACGAGAAGUGUUUAUUUUCCGUUACAUGCAAACUGAUCCAAAUUGGUCAAACUUUUUCUACGAUCCACCAAAUGACACAAUCAAUUUACUCGAUUUUGGUGCUACUCGCGAAUACUCAAAGGAAUUUGUCGAUAAAUACAUGAAGGUCAUUCACUCGGCUGCUUUACAAGACCGAGAGGGCGUUCGUCGAGCGUCCAUUGAGAUCGGUUUUCUAACUGGUUACGAGUCAAAGAUUAUGGAAAAAGCUCAUGUAGAUGCGGUCAUGAUUUUAGGUGAAGCGUUUGCGGCCGAAGGGGAAUUUGACUUUGGUGCUCAAGACACAACUCGAAGGAUAAAUGAACUGGUUCCGGUUAUGCUUCAACAUCGAUUGACUCCACCACCCGAAGAAACUUAUUCUUUACAUCGUAAAACAUCAGGUGUCUUCUUGUUAUGUACCAAAUUAAAGGCCAAGAUCAAUUGUAAGGAAUUGUUUGAAGAUAUUUACGAGAAGUAUUUAACACUUGAAUAGGUUUGAUUGUGAUGAUGAGGAGGAAACAAAUGUAGUUUUGUAAUUUAUUAAAUAAAAACAUGUAACAUGA
This is a messenger RNA of Panonychus citri (citrus red mite), 2084 nucleotides long. RefSeq names its product atypical kinase COQ8B, mitochondrial-like (gene Coq8). Gene Ontology annotation, molecular function: kinase activity. The transcript has 3 exons. Gene Ontology annotation, biological process: ubiquinone biosynthetic process. Lineage: Eukaryota; Metazoa; Arthropoda; Arachnida; Trombidiformes; Tetranychidae. Gene Ontology annotation, cellular component: extrinsic component of mitochondrial inner membrane. The record is from RefSeq and is a predicted model, not a curated record. The coding region runs from base 101 to 2014 and encodes 637 amino acids.